AUGGGCAUGAACAUAGCCGACCCUCGCUACGAAGAUCUAGCAAUUGAGGUACAUUCUCGUCUUAGCGACUUGGUUAUUUCCAUAAGGAACACAUGUUUCCCAGAGACAUCAUCUGCGACCCAGACAGGCGUUGAACCUAGCCCGCUCAGCCACGGUCAAGAUCUCGGACUCCACCAGCUCGACGUUCACAAAGUCGGUCAACCAGACCAUCAUGGUCAAAAUGUCGAACCUCAUCAGUUCAGUCAAGGUCAAAGUGUGCAAACUUCCGAGAUUGAUCAGUCCCAUCCAGUUCAAACGGACCUUGUCGAGACCGAGAAGACCUUGUCAGCUCCUGCCGCCAUCAUCACCAAAUCAGGAUUGGAGAAUCCUCAGUUCCAGACUACGUUCAAAUCUACUUCGGGAUUCAAGAACGGCAUAGACAUCCAAGCCUGGUGUAGAUCGAUUGUUCCAAAUGAGAUGGCUACAGACGCUGGUCUCGAUGCUGAGGUCGCCGACAGUCUGCACUCCAAUGCUGAACCGCUUGAGAGUGCAUUGAAGUCAGGCAAGAAAAAGGCACCUAAGCGGCUACUCGGCCAAACUGGAUUUGAUGAUCAGUCACCACUCGAGAGUUUGAAGAGAAGGCGCUCUGAACGUAUACACCAGAGAACCAACCCCUCUAACUCAUCUUGA
Messenger RNA from Aplosporella prunicola CBS 121167, 669 nucleotides. RefSeq lists its product as uncharacterized. Bases 1 to 669 code for a protein of 222 amino acids. NCBI's taxonomy places the organism in Eukaryota, Fungi, Ascomycota, Dothideomycetes, Botryosphaeriales, Aplosporellaceae. The transcript has a single exon. The record is from RefSeq and is a predicted model, not a curated record.